Cricetulus griseus (Chinese hamster) is the source of this 1677-nucleotide messenger RNA. The record is from RefSeq and is a predicted model, not a curated record. NCBI's taxonomy places the organism in Eukaryota, Metazoa, Chordata, Mammalia, Rodentia, Cricetidae.
AUGAAGCUGAAUCCGCUCUGUGAGAAGCUAACUGCAACGGCCUGUGGGCUCUUGCUUCUCCUCUUCCAGAUACAGGGCCAAGACUCAGCCAGACCCAUCAGGACAACACACACAGGGCAGGUGCAAGGCAGCCUCGUCCAUGUGAAGGGCACUGAUGUAGGGGUCCAUACCUUCCUGGGAAUCCCUUUCGCCAAGCCACCUCUGGGAUUGCUGCGGUUUGCACCCCCAGAGCCUCCUGAACCAUGGAGUGGUGUGAGGGAUGGGACUUCUCACCCUGCCAUGUGUCUUCAAAAAGCUGACAAAAUAAAUGGACUGGUCAUGGCCCUGUUGAAUCUGACUCCACCUUCUAUCUCUAUGUCUGAAGACUGCCUUUACCUCAGCAUCUACUCACCAGCCCAUGCCCAUGAGGGUUCUAGCCUGCCUGUGAUGGUGUGGAUUCAUGGUGGUGCACUGGUUGUAGGUAUGGCUUCCUUGUAUGAUGGAUCCAUAUUGGCAGCUACGGAGGACGUGGUGGUGGUCACUAUUCAGUACCGCCUGGGUGUCCUGGGCUUCUUCAGCACUGGAGAUCAACAUGCCAGAGGCAACUGGGGCUACCUGGACCAAGUGGCUGCCCUACGCUGGGUCCAGCAGAAUAUCGCCCACUUUGGAGGCAACCCUGACCGGGUCACUAUUUUUGGAGAGUCUGCAGGAGCCACAAGUGUGUCUUCACAUGUUGUGUCCCCCAUGUCCCAAGGACUCUUCCAUGGAGCCAUCAUGGAGAGCGGAGUGGCCCUGAUGCCUGACCUUAUCUCCAACACCUCUGAAGUGAUGUACAAAAUUGUGGCCAACCUGUCUAGAUGUGAGCAGGUGGACUCAGAGUCCCUGGUGAACUGCUUACGGGGCAAGAGUGAAGAGGAAAUACUUGCUAUCAACAAGGCUUUCAGAACUAUCCAUGGUGUUGUGGAUGGAGACUUUCUGCCCAGACACCCACAGGAGUUGCUGGCCUCUGUUGACUUUCAACCUGUCACCAGCAUCAUUGGUGUCAACAAUGAUGAAUUUGGCUGGUUACUGUCCACAGGAAUGAACAUCUCUGACACCAUGAAGGAAAUGGACAGGGAGACCCUGCAGGAUCAUCUGCGGAAUUUAUCAGUACAGUUGAUGCUACCUCCAGAGUUUGGGGACCUAUUGAUGGAGGAAUACAUGGAAGACACAAAGGAUCCCCAGACCCUCCAAGCUCAAUUCCUUGAGAUGAUGGCAGACACCACCUUCGUGAUCCCUGCACUACAAACAGCACACUUUCAAUGUUCCCAUGCACCUGUCUACUUUUACGAAUUCCAGCAUCGGCCCAACUUCUUCAAGGAUAUCAAGCCACCCCAUGUGAAGGCUGACCAUGCAGAUGAGCUUCCUUUUGUCUUUGGAUCUUUCUGUGGCAACAAGAUUGACCUCACUGAGGAGGAGGAGAUGCUGAAUAAGAUGAUGAUGAAGUACUGGGCUAACUUUGCCCGAAAUGGGAACCCCAAUGGUGAUGGCCUGUUCUACUGGCCAGUAUUUGACCAGGAGCAGCAGUACCUGCAGCUGGACCUGCAGCCUGGCAUGGGCCGUGCCCUGAAGGACCACAGGUUUCAGUUCUGGACCAAGACCCUGCCCCAGAAGAUCCAAGAGCUGAAGAGUGCUAAAAACAAGCACACAGAGCUGUAA